Thrips palmi is the source of this 1312-nucleotide messenger RNA. Its product is annotated as cuticle protein 19.8-like. NCBI's taxonomy places the organism in Eukaryota, Metazoa, Arthropoda, Insecta, Thysanoptera, Thripidae. Gene Ontology annotation, molecular function: structural constituent of chitin-based larval cuticle. The record is from RefSeq and is a predicted model, not a curated record. The transcript is spliced from 3 exons. Gene Ontology annotation, cellular component: chitin-based extracellular matrix. The coding region runs from base 98 to 1042 and encodes 314 amino acids.
AGGCGGGCCCGGUAUAAAAGCGAGGGGUUCCUCUCGGACAGGCACCAGUUCGCUAGUGUCCAUCGCACAGAGACAACAAGACCUCCCAACCUUCACCAUGAAGUUCUUGAUUGUGCUGUGCGCCGCUGUGGCCUGCGCCGUCGCCAAGCCCCAGAUCCUGGCGGCUCCCUGGGCCAUCCCCAACGGCUACGCCUACUCCGCGGCCGCCCCCUGGGCUUCUCCUCUGGGCCACCCUCUGGCCUACUCCGCUGCCCACUGGGCUGGUGCUCCCCUCGCCUACUCCGCCGCCGCUCCCCUGGCCUACUCUGCCCCCGUGGCCGCCCCCGUGGCCGCCCCCAUCGCCUACUCCGCCCCCGUGGCCGUUGCCCCCGUGGCUGCUGCCGCUAAGACCCAGUACCACGCCCAGGACGAGCUUGGCCAGGCCAGCUAUGGACACUCCGAGCCUUCGCAGACCCACCACGCCGUGCAGGACGCCUUCGGCAACAAGGUUGGCUCCUUCAGCUACGCCGCCCCCGACGGCCGCAUCCUGAGGACCGACUACGUCGCCGACGCUCUGGGCUACCGCGUGUCCUCCAACGCUCUGCCCGUCGCUCCCGCCGGUCUCCCCGUCCCCGUCCAGGACACCCCUGAGGUCGCCAUCGCCAAGGCCCAGCACCUGGCUGCCCACGGUGUUCACCACAGCAUCGCCAAGCGCUCCGUCGCCCUCUUCCAGACCCCUGCCUCCACCGCUCCUCUGGCUUACGCCGCCGCCCCCGUGGCCUACGCUGCCGCCCCCGCCAUCGCCCACCACGCCGUAGCCGCCCCUCUGGCCUACUCCGCCCACCACAUCGCCGCCCCCGUGGCCUACUCCGCUCACCACAUCGCCGCCCCCGUGGCCUACGCCGCCGCUCCCGCCAUCGCCCACCACGCCGUCGCCGCCCCCGUGGCCUACGCCGCCGCCCCCGCCGUCGCCGCCGUCUCCGCCGGCCCCGUCCUCCGUGACGCCGUCCAGACCACUGUGGUCAACACCCCCGGCCACGCCGUGUCCUACCGCAUCGACUAAGCGGCCUCGUGGCGGGCCACCUCCGCUCCAGUUUGACGCCAAGACGACCUAGGCCCUCUCCGGGAGCUGCUAGUCUUUUGUAUUGGCGCCAAAUUCAAGCGGUGCGGCCCCGAUGGACCUCGCCCCGAACUGCGCAAGCGAGGCGUUUCGACCUUCCUUGAUUCCUGUCGCUCUGUCUCUGUUCCUGUUCGGGCGCCGUUCGGCCCGCUGUGCCACCGGUGCUCGACAAACAAUAAAUUAAGUCUGCCACAAACUUAUUUAUCAAAGAAA